Colletotrichum truncatum is the source of this 1563-nucleotide messenger RNA. Its product is annotated as amino acid permease. Gene Ontology annotation, biological process: transmembrane transport. The record is from RefSeq and is a predicted model, not a curated record. Gene Ontology annotation, molecular function: transmembrane transporter activity. Gene Ontology annotation, cellular component: membrane. NCBI's taxonomy places the organism in Eukaryota, Fungi, Ascomycota, Sordariomycetes, Glomerellales, Glomerellaceae.
AUGGCGAAGUCCAAUUAUGAGUUCCCUCAGCCCGAGUUUGAACCCAAAACAGCGAUAACUGCCAGGAGAGCCUCUGGAUGUGGCACUUUCAAUAGUGUAGUCUCUGGCGAUAUCGAAAAUUUGGAGCAGCUGGGCUAUGAGCCAUCGAAUUUGCACCGAAACCGUUCUACACAUACCCUCCUCUUCCAGGCAUUCGCCAUCUGUUCCAUCCCCUACGGUCUAGGCGGCCCCCUUAUCAAUGCCAUUUAUGGCGGCGGCCCGUUGUCUCUUUUUGUCGGCUGGAUAGUCGUUGCGAUUUUUGGUCAAUGUGUUGCACUAUCUGUGGCCGAACUCGCCUCGCGCUAUCCAACCUCUGCUGGUCCAUACUACUGGUCGUUUCAAAUCGCCUCCAAGGGCAAGACUGCCCUUUCAUUCGUGACUGGAUGGACUUGGCUGAUUGCCAACUGGACUAUUACGCUCUCAGUCAACUUCGGCUUUGCCUCUCUCCUUGCCGGAACAAUAACGAUGAUGGAGCCGACUUGGGUAGCCACGUCAUGGCAGCUUCUGCUUAUUUUUUAUAGUCUGUUGCUAUUUACUGCACUUGUUGUCAUAUUCGCAAACCGAUGGCUUGCGAUGGUUGACACUUGUUGUGCAGCGUUUAUCGGGAUCACCAUCGUCGUCACGUUGGUUGCACUCUCAGUUCAGGCAAAAGCAGGCCGACACAGCAUUGACUAUGCCCUAGGCCACUACGAAGAGACUUUUUCAGGUUGGGGACAUUUCACGUUCUUCAUUGGCUUAUUGCCAUCGGCCUAUGUUUUCUGCGCCGUUGGUAUGAUUUCGGCCAUGGCGGAAGAAUGCAAAGAUCCAUCAGUACGGGUACCCAGAGCCAUUGGACUUACUGUCCCUAUACAAGGAGUGGCCGGGCUUUUCUUCAUCUUGCCUAUUUGUUUCACCAUGGCUCCACUUGACGAGAUCAUCGCCUCCCCAUACGGCCAGGCUUUACCAGUUGUUUUCCUGUCCGCCAUGGGAACCAAGGCCGGCGGCCUCGGUCUUAUGGUUCUGGUUCUCAUCGUCACGAUUGGAUGCAGUAUUAGCAUAACCGUGGCUGCAUCGCGAUGCACAUGGGCGUUUGCUCGAGACAACGCCAUUCCUGGCUCUCGCUUCUGGUCUCAAGUAGAUGCAAAGCUUGGAGUCCCUAUCAACGCUGUCAUCCUGGUCACAGUAAUAGAAAUGCUCCUUGGCAUCAUCAAUAUUGGAAGCACCUCCGCAUUCACAGCAUUUGUUUCUGUCGGUGUCAUAGCUCUGGAGGUUAGUUAUCUUAUCCCCAUAGUCAUCAGUAUGGUGCAUGGACGCAGGGAAGUAAAUCGGGCACGCUACAACUGCGGACCUAAGGUUGGAAUGGUGAUAAACUGCUUCGCUGUUGCUUGGGUUUCUUUUCAAGCGGUGUUAUUUAGCAUGCCCACAGCUUUACCGGUCACAACAGUUUCUAUGAACUAUGCGAGUUUAGUAUUUGUUGGAUUCGCUGUUUUAUCUGCGAUAUGGUACAGAGUCCAUGCCCGUAAAGGUAUGUUUAUCCACAUUUGA